Monopterus albus (swamp eel) is the source of this 5870-nucleotide messenger RNA. RefSeq names its product coiled-coil and C2 domain containing 1A (gene cc2d1a). Lineage: Eukaryota; Metazoa; Chordata; Actinopteri; Synbranchiformes; Synbranchidae. The record is from RefSeq and is a predicted model, not a curated record. The transcript has 28 exons. Gene Ontology annotation, molecular function: DNA-binding transcription repressor activity, RNA polymerase II-specific. The coding region runs from base 202 to 3183 and encodes 993 amino acids.
UGGAGACGCAAUGUCGGAAGUAAAUUCCAUAGCUCACGGUUCUUGUUUUGACAGCUUGAACUAAACAUCAAAAUACACCUGUUUCCCCGUAUUUGGUGUGCUGUUUACCCUGUCGUUUCGCAGCAGUACUCGACUUAACUGACCCGAGCAGCUGUACGUUAACACUAACAUCAAGGUCCGUGACAAGGUUAUAACGAGUCCAUGAGUCGCAGUCGGAACCCCCCUCCCCGGGGCCAAGGGGCAGCUCGAGCCAAACAGAUGGGGCUGCUCCUUGACCUGAACCCCGAUGGGGGGAUGCAUGAUCAGGGUAAUGAUGAAGAGCUGGAGGCAGAGCUGAUGAAUCUGGUGGGGGGAGGAGGAAGAGAGAGAUCACAAGGGAAGAAGGGUGAAGGAAAAGCUCCUGUUCCCAUGUCUGAAAUUGAGCGAAUGGCAGCUCUUUGUAUGAAGGACCUGGAUGAUGAAGAAAUGGGUGAUGAAGAUUUGGAUGAUGAAGAGCUGCUGGCUGAACUUAAUGAGGUUUUGGAGGAUGACGCAGAACCAACUCCUGCUCCCACCCCUCCUGCUGUGUCGCCAGCUGCUCCCAAAGUGAGCAUAACAUCCCACUCUGUUCGUCCUGCUGCUCCCAGUGGUGCAACAGGGUUGGAGUCCCGUCUGUUGGAACGCUUUGAAAUGUAUAAGACAGCCAUUUCCAAUGCCAAGGCUGCUGGGGAGACCAGCAAAGUUCGACGCUAUGAUCGUGGUUUAAAGACAUUACAGUCUAUGUUAACAUCCGUCAAAAAAGGAAAGCCAGUCAAUGAGGAGGAGAUGCCGCCUCCUGUUGCUCUCGGUGCGACCCCUAACGCCACUGCCGAGUCUGAACCGGUCAAGGAACGAGAACUGCCAGAACCAGCACUGAUGCCAUCCCCUCCAGCCAAUCAGAAACCUCUGAGGGAAGCUCCGCCGACAGCCCCUAAGAUGCUCCACCUGAGCCUGCCCCAAAAGCCUGCAGCUGCCAUAACCCCAGAGACGCCUGUCAUCUCACCCCUUACCCCCAGCCAGCCUGAUGCACAGCACUCAGAGCUCAAACAAGCUGUGCUGUCCAGACAGAGGGAGUAUAAGAUGGCUGCCAUAAAUGCCAAACAGAGUGGUGACACCGACCAGGCCAGACAGCACUACCUCACUGCCAAGAAGCUGGACAUGAUGGUGGAGGUACUGGACAGAGGCGAGCCAGUAGACCUGAGCUCACUACCACCUCCUCCUGGAGAUGUAGUAGCAGAGCGCUGUGUACCUCCUCCUCCUCAGUCUUCCUCCAAACCUGCUGCCCCCACUGUUCCUGCACCUGCUCAGGUGGCCCCUGCCAACCUACCUGCUCCCAGCAGUUUGGCGGAAGCGCUGCAGCAGAGGAUGGAUAUUUACAAGUCAGCAGCAGAGGGAGCGAAGAGCAAAGGAGAUGAACGUAAGGCUCGCAUGCACCAGCGCAUUAUCAAGCAAUACCAGGAUGCCAUCAGAGCUCAUAAAGCUGGACGACCUGUCAACUUGUCUGAUCUACCUGUGCCACCAGGUUGUCCACCACUUCAAGGCUCAGAGGGGGCUCAGCAGAACUUUAUAGGUGUCCUGGAAACAGCCAUGAAAAUCGCUAAUCAGGAUCCGGAUGCAGGAGAUGAAGAGGAGGAUGGUCCAACAGAGGCUGCCAAGCCUGCAGUGCGUCCACCUGCCCAGAAAGCAAAGUCUCCAGCUCCACAGGCUCCUGGAGGCUCCUCAGCUCCAAAGCUGGGACCGAAAGCCCAGCAGCAAGUGGAUUUCCUGUUGCUAAGGCGACAGGCAUUUAUGCGUGCAGCACUGCGCUCCAAACAGAUGAAGGACAUGGCAGGAGCUACGCAGCACCUCCGAUGCGCCAAGGGACUAGACACCAUGAUCACCGCUGCCAAGUCUGGCCUACCUGUUGAUAUCACCAAGAUUCCCAGUCUUCCAGUAGGUGAGGAUGACUACUCCCUGGCCCGCUCCCGUACCUCCCCUCUCUCCCCUCGCUCCAGUGAGCAGUACCAAGGCAUCAUGGAUCUUUUACGAAAGCAGCACGAGAAAUGUCUGGCCAACUCGGAAAGGUUCAAGCAAGCAGGCAGUGUGGCUGAGGCUUUGAAGUGUGAGAAGUUAUCGGAGGAGUCGAUGAAGAACAUAGAGAUACUGAAGAAUGCCCAUGCCAAAGGUCACCCAGUCCCCAAGUGCCGCACAGAAGAGAGAACCUUCAACUCUAUCAAGACCUACCCCAACCUGACACUUAAUGACCUGAUACUGUACAUCAUCAGAGGUAUCAACCUACCGGCUCCCUCGGGCGUCUCACCUAACGACCUGGAUGCCAGUGUGAAGUUUGAGUUUCCUUUUCCCAGUGCGGAGGAGGCUCAAAGGGACAAAACCAGCACAGCAAAGGGCACCAACAGUCCAGAGUUUAAAGAGCAGUUCAAACUCAACAUCAACCGUGGCCACAGAGGCUUGAAGCGAAUCAUCCAAUCCAAGGGCAUCAAGUUUGAAAUCAUCCACAAGGGAGGCCUGUUCAAGACAGACAAAGUCAUAGGCACUGCUCAGCUGAAGCUAGAGGCUCUAGAAAACCACUGUGACUUUAGAGAGAUCAUAGAGGUGAUGGAUGGACGUAAAGCCACAGGUGGCAAGUUAGAGGUGAGGGUGAAGAUGAGAGAGCCUUUAUCAGGAGUCGAUGUCCAGCCGGUGACAGAGAAGUGGCUGGUUCUCGACCCGGUCUCCUCGCCUUCUUCCCCAGAGAAACGAAAGGAACGGGCUCCAUCUCCCCGGUCUAAACCCAGACAUGAAGCCAGCAGCAGGAGUGUUCAUCCCAACAACUCUCCUCCACAGUACAAACUCCACAGCUUUAGUCUCCUCAACUAUGACAAGGAACGACUGGAGAGGAAGAUUGCAGAGUUCCAAAAGAACCGGAGGGAUCCUCCGUCUGACCUCAUCCUUCAACACAAAGAGGUCACACACAGACUGCAGUGGCAGAAAGCCCAGCUGGAGAGAGCCUCUCCUGCUCUGCUGACGGAGUAUGAACAUGUGCUGAGGCGCUUUGUACAAGGACUUUCAGACUCAGUGAAGAAAUACUCGAUCCAAGGCAACAGGGAAGCUGCCAAGGAUGCACUGGGCAGGCUGAAGAUGGUAGAGAAUGAGCUGGAAUCGCUGAAGAGGAAGCGCACUGGAUGAGAGGAGAACAUGGGAGUGGAGACUUGGCUGGAGUACUGUUUCAUAUGCACUCCUAUACAAACACUACAGUUGGUACUUAAAGCACCUUUAGCAUGAUUCGAUGCUGUUCACUUCCAUGACAACUGCAUGAAACUUCCUGCUGCUUCUGCCGAUUGAUGAUAUGGCUCGUGUCACUUGUGGUUAGUCACCUGCCGCAAUCAUUUAAGAAAAAUCUGUAACCACAUGGGAAUAAAAGAGAGCAUUAAAACAUGUUAAAGAGCUAAAGCAGAGGCAAGGUCAUUGCACUUAAACAAGAAAGACACUACACAAAAAGUCUUCUAAAGAUUUACAGGCCAGACCUGUAUUUUGUUAAUUGUGUUCUUCUUUUUUUGAGAAGAGAUCUGUAAGAAGACUUAACAUUUUACAUUUGAUGCCAGCUCAGUCCAUUGAUGACCAAAAAUUUGUGUGUGUGUGUGUGUGUGUGCGCGCGGUCUGAAGCAUAUUUAACCCAUUGACUGAGGUGUUUUUAGCCUCUUUUUCCAUAUUUCAAGUGUGUGAUGAUCUUAAUCUAAUCUGUCUGCUCCAGUGUUCCCAGAUUACAGUAAUCUCCUCCAUUUGGAGUGGUGUGAUAUGGGAAUUAAAAAAAAAAGACAGGGCUUUGGGGUGCUGCAGCGUACAUCCCAUACUGAGGGAUUAGUGUUUGUGUCACCAAGGAGACGACUAGAUCAGACAUAGUGCCGUCUUUGGGGUGGGAGAGGGGGUGUUAACAGCGAGCUCUGAAUGUUGUAGAAGCUCAGCCCUGCUGAAGGAUCACUCCUUUUUCUGUUGUCUUCUUUAUCCUCACUUUUUUCCACACUAAUUCUUUUGCAGAUAUUCAGAGACUUGAGUAAUGGGUUGCUCCUCUUGAAUUUUUCUUUAAACUCAAACAAUUUUAAGUUGAUUUUGCUGUCAAUAAGAAAAUAAUUAACAGCUGCUGCAUCCGUUUUUGGCAGUUUUUCCACACAGUUUGGCGUGUGCAGUUUACAAAACCAGAUUCUGUCCCACUGAGCUCUCCGCUGGCUGCCUGCCCACAGGAAGACAACUCAAUAUGUGUCAGUAAGGCUGGGUAAUUGCUCAUUUCUAUUUCUGUUCCCUCAUAGACAUCCCUGUCAUAGGCAUCUUUGUCAUUCCUCUCCACAUUACACCUUUUUGUGGCUGUAAAGUCAAGGGCAUGUGGUGAAACUUUGUAAGAUGCAGAUCCCAGCUGACAAAGGCAGACACCUUGAAAUGAAUGGUUUACCACAGCAACACUAGAUGUCCAAAAACAGUCAUCCUGUCGCUGCUUUGUUUUCUCUGCUCUGUGUAGUCCUCUGGACAGAUGUUUCUUCUAUGUCUGUGUCAGCCUGCUAACCCUGCCAGCACACUCACACAUGAAGCAGAGUUACCAUACGUUUAUGUGUGCUGAUGAUGUGCCCCACUAAUAAACACCACAAAUAGUUUUUGGUCACGUGACAGAGCAGAGAAUCACGUGUUCGCCCUAAUCCACUCGCUGCCUCAUUCAGUUGGCAAAUAAUCGUGUUUAAAGUUGACCUAAUAGAGCUCUUCAUAGUCUGUGGUGAUUUGUAUGGCACUCCCCUUCCAAUGCCACUAAAGUCUAGGGCUACAUUUAGCUGUUAUUUUCAUUACUAAUUACACUUCCAGUUAUUUUCUGGUUGAUAAAAUGCUACUUUGUACUUCCUAAAACCUCAAGUGGCAUUGUCAAAUUGCUCAUUUUGUCUGAUCACCAGACCAAAACCCAUAAAUAUUCCGUUUAGUGUUGAAUAGGACAAAGCAGUGCAAACUCACAAUUAAUAAAUUAGAACUAGGGAUAAUUUGACAUUUUUGCUUGAAAUUGACAAAUGAAUUAUUUUGGAUUACUGUAGAGUAAUAUGAUUUGCAGGAACACUAGCUGUGGUGUGAAGUGCUGUAAUGUAUAUGUGAUUUGGGGUAGAAUAUGCAAAUUCACUGGUAUGGUCAAGUAGCGACCGAACGUGGCUGCCAGGCUCCCAUAUCUCUGGGUUGUUGCCUUCUGGGUUCUAAUAGCAUUUAAAGCAACUUCAAGGCACCCCUUUCUUUCAGUGCAAAGAUUUAACCCCAUUUCACCCCAGACACACACUCACUCCUGCCACAUAACCCCAUCCUCCAGCAACCUCUGGCCUCGGAGGCUGGCCCGUUGUCAUGACAAUGGGCUCAUCAGCAUUCAGCGUGGUGUCUGGAUGGUCAGGACCUGAGCAGAGGGACAUAUUGUUAAAGUUUGUCCUGCUGGUGUCUUACACUCCUUUUUCCCCAAAUACAACACAACACACACUCCUCCCUAUUCUCUGUUUUCAGUUUGUUUUUCACUCUCUUUUUUUUUUUAAUCCACCUUGGUGAUUUGUCCACACUCCAUUAUAAAAAAAGAGAAAGUCUGAUGGUUUGUUUAUCAUUAUUGUUGAUAUUUCUGUCUCAGUUAGCUGCAGUAAAUGUAUUCAUCUGGAUCUGGGAAAAUACUAUAACAUUUUUAAGAAUCUGUUAAAUCAUGUAAGGGCAAUCAAUAUGAAUGUAAUAUUUAUAUACAGUAAAUCUGCAGCAUAAUAUGCUCAGUCACUAUUUUAAAGUGUAAGUCAGGCUCAUUUGUUCAGCUCAAAAUAGGAAUGUAUCAAGGCCUGAUUGUUUAGGCUUUAUGUAUGAGGUCGGUGGUAAUGAAUAAA